AUACAGUACAUACAUACUUAAACCUCUAACAAGUUAAAUAGUUAAAUAAUAAGCAAGUUAAUUUUGUUGUGCAUACACGUAAAGCAGCUGUUGUUGUACUAAACAAAUUUGGUUAGUCUAACUAUAAAAGGUUCAUGAUAUCUACAUAAUAAUGACUGAGUUGAAGCUACUUAAAAAGAUGCAUGCAAAUUGUUACCAAUUUUUUUUUUGAGUUGAGCCAAUGUAUUAUUUUUUAGGGUGUAGAUAGAUAGACUUACCUGUGUUUGGUGCAUGUAGGUGCAUGUAGGUCAGAAUGAUUAGAAUUUAGAAAUUAGUUGUCUAAAAAAAAAUAAGGUAAUGAAGCAAAACAGAAUUUUGGGUUGUUCAAGCCAAUAUAAUAAGAAUUAGAGUGAAGUUCACAUUCCCCAUCCUUUACAUUCAACUCUUUAUGUUCACCUGUCUUUUGUUUAUCCAAAUUCCUAGAAAACCCUGCAGGCUUUAUUCUGUAACUAUGAACACAGAUAUAUCUGUCAUUCAAAUAUGUUCCAAAGAAAAAACACCUAACAACAGCAUCACAUCAACAGCAACACUCUGAUGAACAGCAGAUACUGAGAUUACAUCUGUACCUAAGGAAAUAUGUAAAGUGAUGGGUGGGAUUGAAAGAGGACAGUAAUACUGUAUAAUAAGAGGUUUGUUAAGUUCAUGUGCACAAAGUGAGGUGAAGAACAGAAGAACACUCAUAACACACACCCUGUGUGGAGUACAUGACAUAUAUAGGUUGCUUUACAGAUAUGGUUCACCUCGUUUCAGUGACUCUGCUCUUCUCAGUAGUAUGUGUUACAGGAGCAUAUAUUCCUCAUCGCUAUCACUUUGUGAAUGAGAAUAAAACCUGGAGUGAAGCUCAGACCUACUGCAGAGAGAAAUACACUGAUCUGGCAACCAUCAGCAACAUGGAAGAGAUGAAGAAGCUGAAUCAGACACUGAUGAAGGAAAAUGCAAAGAAAGCUUGGAUUGGUCUACAGAGAGCGGGACCCUGGAGAUGGAUGUGGUCUCUGGAAGACAAAACUUUCUACAGAGACCGAGUCACUUACACACUCUGGCAUUAUGGAGAACCAGAUAAUGCUGGGGGAGUUGAGUAUUGUGUGGGAUAUGAUUACUACACUACAUUAUGGUAUGAUAACGAAUGUGAAACGAGGAAACCUUUUGUAUGUUAUGAAGAAAACACCACAAACACUAAUAAAUAUGUAUAUAUUAGUGAUGAAAAGAGCUGGUACGAUGCUCAGACCUACUGCAGAGAGAAAUACACCGACCUGGUCAGUGUGAGGAACAAGACUGAGAAUGACGAGAUCUGGAGUGUGGUAAAUGUUUCAGUCAGUUCAGGUGCUUGGAUCGGUCUGUUUAAUGACUCCUGGAAUUGGUCAGAUAAGAGUAACUCCACAUUCAGAUACUGGAGAUCUGACAAACCCAGUAGAAGUUUGAUCUGUGCUGCAGUGUCUGAGUCUGAGCAACGUUACUGGACUGAUGUGAACUGCAUAGAAAAACUCCCGUUCAUCUGCCAAGAGAGAGACUUAAAUGAUAAACUGAUCCUGAUUAAGGAGAAUCUGACCUGGUGGGAAGCUCUGACAUACUGCAGGAACCAUCAUCAUGACCUGGUGUCAGUGCGCACCGAGGAGAUGCAGCUCUGGGUGAAGGAAGUGACUCAAAACGCCUCCACUGAACACGUGUGGCUCGGCCUGCGUCACGACUGCGCCCAGCGUGUCUGGUUCUGGGUUGUUGGAUCAAUAAUCUGCUAUCAGAACUGGGCACCAGGGAAUGGGACCUGGAAUGAAGACUGUAGUCAUGAGAAGAGAAGCGGAGCAGUGCAGUCUGGAGGAGAGCAGAAGUGGAUCGAGCUGCCUGAGAGCCAGAAGCUCAACUUCAUCUGCUCUACCUAUGAUGAUUUGUUUUAUUAAACAUGAAGACUGAAGACAAGUUGUGGUCCAUCAUCUGUGUCCAGCAUCAGCUGAUCUACAUUCUUUGUUCUUUCAGUUUAUCAUCAGGAUGUCUGCAUAAUGAAAUGUUGAUGGUUUCUAUAUCUGGGAUUUCUGAGCACUUGUUUCUUUAAUAUGUAAGGAUAUGGAUCGUAAUUACUGCUGCCAGUUUCCAAUCAAAUAAAAGUACAUUUCAAGUUUG
Tachysurus fulvidraco (yellow catfish) is the source of this 2151-nucleotide messenger RNA. Its product is annotated as macrophage mannose receptor 1-like. The transcript is spliced from 7 exons. NCBI's taxonomy places the organism in Eukaryota, Metazoa, Chordata, Actinopteri, Siluriformes, Bagridae. The record is from RefSeq and is a predicted model, not a curated record. The coding region runs from base 744 to 1931 and encodes 395 amino acids.